This is a messenger RNA of Cercopithifilaria johnstoni, 1335 nucleotides long. NCBI's taxonomy places the organism in Eukaryota, Metazoa, Nematoda, Chromadorea, Rhabditida, Onchocercidae. The record is from the annotation of a GenBank genome assembly.
AUGGCAUCGGUGAGAGGAUCUUUCCUGGAUGUUUACAUUGCCGGUGAGUGGGUCAAGGUUUGUGCUACAUUGGAUGAAACAGCAUUAACGCUAAGCGCACCAACAGAUGCUGAUCAUGGACAGGGUGCUGAUAUACGUACGGUUCGAAUAGUAAAGCAUGAUGGCAGUGGCCUGGGUAUUAGCAUCAAAGGUGGUCGUGAUAAUGAUAUGCCCGUUAUCAUCAGCAAAAUUUUCAAAGGUAUGGCAGCAGAUGAGACAGGACAAUUGUUUGUUGGUGACACUAUCGUUGCAGUGAAUGGUGAAUCGUUAGAGGAUGCUACACAUGAUGAAGCCGUUAGAGCACUUAAGAAAGCUGGACGUAUUGUCGACUUACACGUCCGUUUCAUGCGGGACAUGUGUGCUCAACGUGAAAACUGGAUGGAACGUAUUCAGUGGGAUGAUGAUUCGCACGAUCGAAUUCGCAGCAUUGGUUUGAAAUUGGCCUUUGUGACACGUACAACUCUCCAAAUUGAAGAUAUCGAGAACAGAAUGUUUGAAAUAAGAUCUCCUUCGGGACGAUAUACGCUCUUGUUUAGAUGCAGUAAUUCAUUAGAAGCAGAUGCCUGGUUCGAAACUAUACACAUUUGUUCAUGCGCACUGUUAACGCAAGCAUUGGCACAAGUGAAUUUGAUGCUUGGAAAUAAUCCGCAAGUGCGCAAAAUGGGUUGGCUCACUGAGCAGGGAAUCAAUGUAAAUGGAGUAACUGUAUGGCGACCGAUGUUUGCAGCACUAACUUUAAAUGAUUUACUGUUUUACGACUUCGUCCCAAUGUUGAAGUCGGAAUGGGCUUCUCCAAAAGUCACCAGACCGCUCAUCGCUACUCGCGUGGUGCAGACAACAUCACGAACUGCUCCUGUCAUAACUGGCUUAUCAGAUGUGAUAUCAUUUACAACGAGGACAGGUACACAGCAAGGUGUUCGUUCACAUGUGUUACGCGUAGAAACACAUCGAGAUUUAGCUUCAUGGAUAAAAAGUAUUGUUACAUGUACCUACGAGGCGUGCACGAAAACUGGUCAAGUUUCAUGCCCUUGUGUUUGGCAAGAUGAACAGUGCGAGUUAAUAUUGCAACUGGACGAGGGCUUAAGUCUUAUUAGUCAUGACGGCCAAAUUCGAUGGCAAUACCCAUUUGAGACUAUCCGGGCCACCGGUGACGAUGGGAACAGGUUUUUGUGGAUUGAUUUUGGUCCACCUUCUGGCGAACAGGAAAUCGACCUGCUUUCAUCACCAAAACCAGUCGUUUUCAUUCUUCACUCAUUCCUUGCUACGAAAGUUUAUCGACUCGGAUUAUAUGCAUAA